Ostertagia ostertagi is the source of this 762-nucleotide messenger RNA. The record is from the annotation of a GenBank genome assembly. Lineage: Eukaryota; Metazoa; Nematoda; Chromadorea; Rhabditida; Trichostrongylidae.
AUGGCGGCCAUGGAACAAGAAGUCUGGUCGAAGAUUGGGUUUCAGAAUGAACUUCACGAAUAUUCUCAAGAGCACUACAGGCCUUCGUACAGUGAACAUAUAACCAUGGCUGCUGUUCGGCUGUGGAAACGACUGAAACAAGGCGAAUACUCGUUCUUCCCAAACUACACCGGUCAUGGGCUCCCUCAGAUACCGCUUUCGGCCAUGCCUCGCGACGUUCCAACACAGUUUCCAUUUGAGCGAAGAGGGAUCGUGAAAAGUUCGCAGUCAUGCCCAGGUGCAGGAUACGCUCCAUCGGUAUCCCCUCAGUCAUAUGACAGCCCGAAAAUGCCUCCUGAAUACUCUAUCGCAUCUCCGGGAUAUCUUCCGGUACCAUGCUCCAUUCUCACACCUCCACCGUCGGACAACUCAUCCUCGUUCUCCGACUCCUUCAGUUCGAAUGAUUCUCUUUUGGCACAACCGUACAAUCCGAUCUUUGCUGAGCCGCCCCAGCAACCUCGUGCUGGAACUCCACCCACAGUCAGUGAAGAAUCUCUCAACAGGGCUCCACCACAGGAUAAUAAGCUUGUUGAGCACCACUUCGAUCCGUCUAUAUUGACCGAGUUUCUCCUCCCUUUGGAAGAGCCUCUCGCAUGUUCGCAACCUCCAGCCUCUCCUGCUGCGCCGACGACACCAAGGGCUAUCGAAUCAGACCUGGGUCCAGCCGCGACCUUUCUCAAGCCUUACAGCGAUUUAGGAGUGCAGGUACAUUCCAGAUACUAA